Molecule: messenger RNA, 951 nt
Organism: Raphanus sativus (radish)
Lineage: Eukaryota; Viridiplantae; Streptophyta; Magnoliopsida; Brassicales; Brassicaceae
Exons: 1
Coding region: 1-951 (316 amino acids)
Source: RefSeq, a predicted model, not a curated record
AUGAAAUCAAACAGGAUCAAGGAGGAGAAUAUCUGGAGUUGUGAUGUGGACAAGGCAAAAUCAUGGGUAUGGCGUUCUCUUCUCCACCUCCGGCAGUUGGCUUCUCGCUUCAUAAGGGUUAACGUUGGAAAUGGUCACUCUAUUAGUUUCUGGUGGGAUAUCUGGACGCCUUUCGGUAAGCUCAUUGAUUACUUUGGUCCUACUGGCCCCAGAGAGCUGUCUAUCCCCCUCGAAGCUUCCAUCGCUAAUGCUUGCAACUUGGAUGGCUGGCUAAUGCGUGGGGCAAGAUCGCAACCUGCUGAGACACUUCAAAUCUACCUUACUACUGUCCCUCUGCCUUCCCUGGUAACUGAAAAUGACUCUUACGUCUGGUUAGUCAAUGACUCUGCGUUGGAUAAAUUUUCAGCAAAGCUAACUUGGGAAGCCUUGCGUAAUAGAGCACCCGCCCAGCAGUGGACCUCCUAUGUUUGGUUUAAAGGUGCGAUCCCUAGACAUUCUUUCAAUAUGUGGCUAGUUCAGCUUGAUAGGCUACCCACUAGAGCUCGUCUCUCCUCUUGGGGCAUCAACACAUCAACUGCUUGCUGCCUCUGUAACACCUACGUUGAAGACAGAGAUCACCUGUUCUUACGCUGUGAGUGGAGUGCCGACCUUUGGACCAUUUGCUUGAGAAGAAUGGGUUAUUCUUGUGGUGGAUUCUAUUCAUGGCAGACUUUCUCUGAUUGGCUUAGUCUACAUGACAGUGUGGCUCCUAGACUACUCAAAUAUUUGGUGGCCUCAGCAACUAUCUACUCCAUCUGGUCUGAGAGGAACAAGCGAUAUCAUGAUAACAUCUCAUCUCCUCCGGAAACCAUCUUCAAGCUGCUAGACCGUUUCAUUAGAGAUGCAAUUCUGUCCAAGAGAAAUCAGAGGCAGAGUUGUGGCCUAAUGCAACAUUGGCUCUCUAGGGAGUAA